UGCACCUCGGACUUUGGGUCCAUUGUGGCCGCCAAGGUCAUGGUAUUAGUCCUUUCCUGUCGUGAUGAAUUUUCGUAGGAAUGGGUCAAAGUUCAUUGUUUCUCCAACGCGGUCACGGCAGGUGAUUCCCAUGAUUCAAUGACAGGUCGAAUCCUUAGCGUCCAUGCAAGGUUCUCAGAGCGGCGCACGUCAGCCGCUGCGGCUGGUCAGCCCGCGGUAGCAAAGUUGUCUCCAUCUACACAGGUAUCUUGCUGGGCUCUGAGAUAAAUUGUCGUCUCUUUUACAAAACUUGCAAUUCUAAAUCAUUUAUGUUCACCGCUAGCACUUCCGAUUUCUAUCGCACAAUGACUGGUUUAAAUGAAACUUCUGUCAACAGCCAAGAGGCUUUCGAGCUCCUGGACAAAUUUUCAUGGUUUUCUAGUGAUGACCAGCGGCGCUGGUGGAAGCAAACUGGCUCCAAGUUGCAGAAGCUUUUGGGCGAUGCUCAAUAUUCAGAAAAGGACCAGGUCCUCUACCUGUAUCUGUUGCAGCAACGUAUCGUCCCAACUCUCGGUGUUUUCCCAACUCCUGGACAAGACUCUCAGCGAUAUUGGAGCCAAGUGACCACCUAUGGGGUUCCAUACGAGUUGAGCUGGAAUCUCCUACAUAACAUCGUCAGGAUUGGCUUUGAACCAGUCUCACACUUGACAGAAAACGGCGGUGAUAUAUUCAACCAACGGGCAACAGAAGAAUGUCUAUCCCAGCUUGCCUCUCUGGACGCAACUUUUGAUUUGGAGCGAUUCAGACACUUUCAACGCGAGCUUGCUGUGAACCCAGAUGAAGAAAGUCGAAUCCUCCAAGGCAAAGCACCUCUACCCAGGGCUGGCCGGGGCCAGUAUGCCCUGGCUGUGGAGCUUCAGAACUCUGGCAUCAAUGCCAAGGCAUACUUUUUCCCACACAUGAAGGCGCUGGCUACAGGCCUCUCCCCGGGAAAGCUUUUCUUUAACUCGAUGGAGAAGCUUGGUCUCUCUGGAUUGAAAGAACCGCUCCAUCACCUCAGUGAUUUCCUCGGCCUGAACGAGGACGGAAUUCCCGCCGAUAGUACUGUUACUCCAGUACUUCUCGGCUGCGACCUUUGCGACCCCGCCAAGAGUCGGAUGAAAUUAUACAUCACCGACCAGACUGUAACAUGGGAUCGUGUGGUGGGCGUCUGGACUCUCGGCGGGCGUCGGCAGGAUGAUCCUCAGUGUGGCGAUGGUUUGAUCCUACUCAGAAAGCUCUGGGACCUCCUUGAUAUCCCUGAAGGCAACCGUGACAACGUUUGGCCAGACUUGGCCUUUGGGGAACCUCCGAGCUGUGACUACCGAGCCACUAUGAUGGCAAACUGGACGCUAUCACCCACCAAGAGGUUCCCAGACCCCCAGAUAUACUUUUUGACAUUUGGCAUGAGUGAUGUUGUGGUUAUGGACGCGCUCGUUACAUUCUACAAGAUGAUUGGCUGGACGGAUCUCGCCAGAACCUACAGGGACAAAGUGACAUCGUACUACCCCGAACUUGACCUGACAAAGACCAAUUACGUACACUCCGGGAUCUCGUUCUCAUAUCGCAAUUCCAAGCCCUACCUGAGUGUUUAUUACACGCCUUUCUGAAGGAGACCUGAAGGUGGCCCCGCGAGUAUGUGCAACGUAUCAGUUUCGAAGUUUGGAUAGUCAUAUUGCGGGCGACAAGGUUGAUACAUGCGCUGUUUCGAUGUUUAGCAAUGUUUUCUGAGCUAUUCCCCGUAUCUGCAUUGGUGCCACAUGUCAAACUGCGAUUGAACUCAAGAAAAUCAGCAGAUUCAUGCAGAAAAAUCAAUAUCAUGCCGUCAGAGGAUUUCUCGUCGAAUAUUUGAGCCUGGGCUUUGAAGUUUGCCUCAGCUUUGAUAGAGGGACCCUUUUCUUGCUAUUGAAAGUGUUGUUACGUUUUUGGAAUGCGUGUUCGAGCAAUAAGAAUCGGCCUAGAUUACACCCAAAGCGGGUUCACGUCGACAAAGAGACGGACAGGAGUGUUGAAAUGGGAUAGGUUGACGACGAAAUGGGUAGUGAGAGAGAAUUUCUGUCGCUAAAUCACGAAGCCGACCCUGGUCGAAGACACCAACGGCUUGUAAUAUUCAACGGUGCAGCGCACACUAGCUAGGGGGGUGCAUACGACCUAAGGUCAUGAAAAGUCUGAGGAAUCUAUCGAUCAAUCAAUC
This is a messenger RNA of Penicillium brasilianum, 2212 nucleotides long. NCBI's taxonomy places the organism in Eukaryota, Fungi, Ascomycota, Eurotiomycetes, Eurotiales, Aspergillaceae. The record is from the annotation of a GenBank genome assembly.